UACUACUUUUCUUAAAUUAGUCUUUCAUAAGAAAAGUACAUUUCUUUGAUUCUGCUAAUUCUUUUGGUUUACUAUUGGAAAAUGGUUUCUAGGAAAACCUUAUUCUUCCUUGGUCUCUUGGCCAUGAUUGCUCUAAUCCCCUUAGUUGUAGUAGCUAGGAAUUCACCUAAGACUUCCUCCUUAAUAUCUAAAACCAGCAAUGGCGGUAGUUGUGUAAGUGCAAAUUGUUUUGGUCUCCCUGGUUUCGAUAUCCCUGGGUUUGGUGGUGGUAUGCCUGGCAUCCCUGGUGGUGAUGGUGGUAUGCCUGACAUUGAUUUCCCUAUUAUCCCUUGGUUUGGUGGUGGUAUCCCUUGGUUUGGUGGUGGAGGCGGGCCUACCAGUGGUGGUGGUCCUGGUGGUGGUGGUGGGGGACCUAGUGGCGGAGGUGGGCCUAGCGGUGGUGGUGGGGGGCUUGGAAUUGAUUUCCCUAUCAUCCCUUGGUUAGGUGGUGGUAUUCCUUGGUUUGGUGGUGGAGGCGGGCCUACUAGUGGUGGUGGUCCUGGUGGUGGUGGGGGACCUAGUGGCGGAGGUGGGCCUAGCGGUGGUGGUGGUCCUGGCGGUGGUGGUAUGCCUGGCAUUGAUUUCCCUAUUAUCCCUUGGUUUGGUGGUGGUAUCCCUUGGUUUGGUGGUGGAGGCGGGCCUACCAGUGGAGGUGGGCCUAGUGGUGGUGGGGGGCCUAGUGGUGGAGGUGGGCCUAGUGGUGGUGGUGGUGCUGGCAGUGGUGGGGAGCCUAGUGGCGGAGGUGGGCCUAGUGGUGGUGGUGGGUCUGGCGGAGGAGGUGGGCCUGGUGUCGGUGGAUAUGGUGGUGGGCCUAGCGCUGGUGGUGGUGCUGGCGGUGGUGGGGGGAGUGGCGGUGGUGGGGGGCCUAGUGGUGGAGGUGGGAGUAGCGGUGGUGAUAUGUCUGGUGGCGGAGGUGGGCCUAGUGCUGGUGGAUAUGGUGGUGGGCCUAGCGGUGGUGGUGGGUCUGGCGGAGGAGGUGGGCCUGGUGUCGGUGGAUAUGGUGGUGGGCCUAACAGUGGUGGUGGUGGUGGGCUCGGUGCUGGAGGUGGGCCUGGUACUGGUGGAUAUGGGGGUGGGCCUGGCGGCGAUGGGGGUGGGCCUGGUGUCGGUGGCUAUGGUGGUGGGCCUGGUGGUGGGGGUGGGCCUAGUGUCGGAGUUGGGCCUGGUGUUGGUGGUAUGCCUAUUGGGGGAGGUGGACCUGGUGUUGGUGCCCCUGGUGGCGGAAGAGGAUAUGGUGGUGGGCCUCGUGUUUAAGAACUAUUUUGGAAGACAUAAAGUAGAGUUAUUUUGGAGUACAUAAAGUAGAUGCUUAUUUGAAUACAAAAUAGUGGAAGAGUGUGCACCUUGGAUUUUACUUAAAUAAUAAUGAUUUUUUUUACUCUGGCUUCAA
Messenger RNA from Glycine soja, 1429 nucleotides. Its product is annotated as glycine-rich cell wall structural protein 1.0-like. Bases 82 to 1293 code for a protein of 403 amino acids. The record is from RefSeq and is a predicted model, not a curated record. The transcript has a single exon. NCBI's taxonomy places the organism in Eukaryota, Viridiplantae, Streptophyta, Magnoliopsida, Fabales, Fabaceae.